Molecule: messenger RNA, 1854 nt
Organism: Saccostrea cuccullata (small rock oyster)
Lineage: Eukaryota; Metazoa; Mollusca; Bivalvia; Ostreida; Ostreidae
Product: von Willebrand factor A domain-containing protein 7-like
Exons: 12
Coding region: 122-1840 (572 amino acids)
Source: RefSeq, a predicted model, not a curated record
GGAUUUGUUUAUUUAACAGUCAGGGGGUUGUGUCAAUCUAGACCAUAAUGCACACGAACCCAGUGCAGUAUGACAAGAGUUCUCUCUGUCUCUUAGUUCCAUAUUCAACACUGUUGUUGCAAUGAUCCUUUUGUCGUUCUAUUCUUUGUACAUCGUUGGCGUUAACGCAUUUAUUCCUAACGCCUUUACACCAUAUAUCACUCCUAGUGAUUACACUCAUCAGGAUCUUACGGAGCAGGGUAUUUUGUUGGCGGUUGCAGAGUACUUUGAGAGUAAAGCCGCCCCUGGACAAUCCGCACCACCACAACCUGGAUCUCUGACGGGAAUAGCAAAUAUAACAGCUCGGAAAUUGUUUGACGCUUACUAUGGGUCUUAUGUGCCAGAGAAGAAGUUUCAGUCCGCCAUUGAUGAUAUCGUCGAUCACAACUCUCGCGUGGACCACGAUCACUCACGAGAGGCUGCCUGGCAUUUUAAUGGCGAACAAAUCAACCAAGGGAAUAAUAUUUUAUUAAACCUACGAUCGUCAGCAUUUGACGCCUUGAAUGUCUCGCAACCAAAUUAUGCCACGGCCCGUAACAUGAUUGGACAGUACUUACAUGUUCUUCAAGAUUUUUAUAGUAAUACCAACUGGAAAAAAAUCAACUCGUCGACUUACUACAGUGAUUUAGGCGUUCCUGGCAAAUCACUGCUUCCUGUAGCAGCAGCAUCUGAGGACACCUGUAAAAACUGUGGUGAUGUACUUCCUUGUUUGUUUGAUCCGCCCCUGUUGACCAAUAACAACAAACUGACAAGCGGAUACAGGAGUGGACAAGAUAUCGUUAAACCUUCAAAACCAACCACAAACACAACAGGAAAAUGCAGUCAUGGCGGGAAAUUUGACACUAGUGCCACUAUUGUUGCUGCUCUUGGCGGAAUAAAUAAAGAAACAAACACAGCGGCCUACUCACCUCUAUCUGUAAAUCACACAGCAGUUUCAAAACUUGCCAUUCAACAUACAAAAUAUUUCUUCACUGGCAAAACUUAUGGACUGAGGGCAGUGUUUGGGGAUAAUAAAUUUGAAAGUCUUCUGCAACUUCACGCCGGAAUAUCUCUGUGUUUUGUCAUUGAUACCAGUGUUUCUACAGAAAGAGACGCGAUCAAACAGGAAAUCCAGAAACUGGUGGCCUCCGGAAGUAAUCCCUAUAACUAUAUACUGGUCUACACAAAUCAAGGCCAAACAACGCCGACAGUUAUCACAAAAACCAGCGGUACUGAUAUCGUAUCUGCCUUCAGUUCUAUUAGCAUAGCGACCAACCAUUCCUGUACUUACUCCGUAUCAGGAACAGAAGCAGCGGUUACAGCGGCUGAAUAUGGGUCUAAAGUUUAUGUAUUCAGUGACGCUACACCAAAAAACGAUAUAACUAUAAGAUACAUUCAGGCCAUGGCUACAGAGAAAGAUUUACGGAUAUCAUUUCUUCUUACCGGACAAUGUAAGCAGAAACGGUCCACAGACAAAUGGUCUUUUCUUUUUAAUGCCAAGAGAGAACAACAAAAACCAUUACACUUCACACAUCAGUUUCUGGUUCCGAAAGGGAGAAACUGGUUAAGGUCAACAAGUCCUAGAAUAGGAAGCAAGGUUUUAUUAUCAGUGAGAGUUAAUGACCCUGACGCUGUAUCAUCAGUGGACUCCGUCAGAAUCGGCAAUCUCAAACAGGCACUACGUAAACUUAAAAGAAGUCGCAUGCCUGGAAUUUAUUCUACAUUUAUAUCAGAUUUUCCAAAAAUCCAGGACACCGAUGUCUACGUUAAGGGGACGACCAAAGAUGGACUAAUUUUUCAAAAGAAGUCACAGGAAAUAUAAUUUAUUUUUGUAAA